AUGCCACACGCAAACAGAUAUGCUACGAAAGAGGACAGUGUCCGCUACAUUGGCUGGCGCCGCCAGGGGAUGGUCAACUACAGCUUUGGUCUAGAUGAUAAUGGAGUGCUGUUUGAUUCUCCUCGGCUCGCCCAACACGUCGACUUGAAGACUGGCAAGAAGCUGGGCGAGGCUUUCAGGGCUUGGGGCACAGACUACAACGGAAACAAGAAGCACAAUGACUUUCAUCGCCCGGGCAGGUUCUCCACCACGUAUUCUUCCGACUCAUUUUUCGAACUCGAAGAUUGCAAGCGGUAA
Messenger RNA from Diplodia corticola, 297 nucleotides. RefSeq lists its product as uncharacterized. Lineage: Eukaryota; Fungi; Ascomycota; Dothideomycetes; Botryosphaeriales; Botryosphaeriaceae. The transcript is spliced from 2 exons. The record is from RefSeq and is a predicted model, not a curated record. The coding region runs from base 1 to 297 and encodes 98 amino acids.